Molecule: messenger RNA, 769 nt
Organism: Phascolarctos cinereus (koala)
Lineage: Eukaryota; Metazoa; Chordata; Mammalia; Diprotodontia; Phascolarctidae
Gene: NINJ1
Product: ninjurin 1
Biological process (GO): tissue regeneration; cell adhesion
Cellular component (GO): membrane
Source: RefSeq, a predicted model, not a curated record
AUUUUCUCCGCCCCCAGAGAAGGAGGUGGUGGGUUUGGGGCUGCGUCAACCUCCUCCUCCUCCUCCUCCUCUGCCGGCGAGCGGAGCGGGAGAAAGAGGGAGGUGAGGCAGGCCCGGGAAGAGAAAUCCAUCCGGGGCUGGUCCUGCAGCCUCGCCGAGCCGCAGAGAGCCAAGCGGGCGCGGGAAAGGGCCCCAAGCUGGACGGGAGCGCAGCCCAGCCCGGCAGCCCUGCGGCGGCCACCAGCCCUGCGGAGCGCGCUCUGCUCCCCGACGGCGACGGGGACGCGGGCGGCGGCAUGGAUUCAGGCCCGGAGGAGUACGAGCUGAACGGGGAUGUGGGGCCCGGAUCCCCAGCCUCCUCCGGGGGCAGGUCUGUUGCUGGCUGGGGCUGGAGAAACAGAUCCAUCAACAUGAACCACUAUGCUAACAAGAAGAGUGCAGCUGAAAGCAUGCUGGACAUUGCCCUGUUGAUGGCCAAUGCCUCGCAGCUAAAGGCUGUGGUUGAACAAGGACCCUCCUUUGCAUUCUUUGUCCCACUCAUCGUACUCAUCUCAGUCUCCCUUGUACUCCAGGUGGGAGUGGGUGUGCUGCUGAUCUUUCUGGUGAGGUAUGAUCUCAAUAAUCCUGCCAAGCACGCAAAACUGGAUUUCCUCAACAACCUGGCAACAGGCUUGGUGUUCAUCAUUGUCGUUGUCAACAUCUUUAUCACGGCGUUUGGAGUUCAGAAACCAUCUGUUGAUAUUUCUGCCCAGCAGUAGAAUUUAUUCAG